This is a messenger RNA of Dermacentor andersoni, 9623 nucleotides long. Its product is annotated as transmembrane emp24 domain-containing protein 5-like. Lineage: Eukaryota; Metazoa; Arthropoda; Arachnida; Ixodida; Ixodidae. The record is from RefSeq and is a predicted model, not a curated record.
UUGGCCAACAAACAACAAUUUAAAAUUUUGCAGUUAUGUUUUAAGUUUUUUAAUGUGCUGUCAUUACACUUAAAAAAUAGCCUCACAUACAUAGUUUAUUCCACGCAUAGUCACAGAAACGAAGUUUCGCCAUACUAAGCAGACGUCGUCUACCAGCUGGCAACUAUUGCCUCAUUUUCAUUAAAUUUUGUUUUUAUUAAAGCAGCCAAGCAGAAGAAAUUUUAAGGUGAACAGAGUCAGCCACGGCAAUGAUGUGUGCUGGUGUUGUGCGAUCGUGCCGCAAAUCCGCAGCCUUUGACCUUUUAUUCGGCGUGAUCGUGUUCACAACGCUACUAGACAUUUCGAGGACUAAGGACGUCUUCGAAGACGCCGAGACCGAGUUGACGGUCACCCUACGUGCGGGUGGUAUCGAGUGCUUUCACCAGCCGGCAAAACAGGGUCAGGUGCUCGAAGUAGAAUACCAGGUCCUCGAUGCCAACUUUGGCAACAUGGAGAUGCAGCAGAAGAUGGAUAUCAACUUCAUCCUCAAGUCGCCAACGGGGCAGGAGAUCAUCAAUGAGCAGUCCCGAACAGAAGCUAUUCACAGGCAUGAAGUGAAGGAGCCCGGCGACCACACGCUGUGCUUCGACAACAGCAUGUCGACAGUGUCCAGCAAGACUGUCUACUUUGAGGUCUAUGUGGACAAAACCGGAGGUGGAAGUCAGGAGGAUGACGAAUGGGACGCUGGCGAGAUUCCCUACUCGCCCGAGCUUGUCUACAAUGACACAUUCAAGGAUAUCAAGGCGACUAUCAAGAAGGUGCACGAGAACCUGAACCAGGUGACCCACUACCAGGACACCAAGCGCGCGCACGAGGCACGUGACCGCAACGUGCAGGAGCACAACUUUACGCGCGUCAACCAGUUCUCCAUGCUCUUCAUCGUCGUCAUGCUCGUGGUUGGCGCCAUCCAGGUCAUCAUGGUGCGGAGCCUCUUCGAGGAACGCAGCCGUCUGCGCAAGAUCUUCCAGUACCUCUCCUGACAACAGGGCCAUCACAGUUGUUGUCCCUGUCAUCAAAUCCUCGUCGCCCUCCUUUUUUCUUCAACCUUGCCUCCGCUCUGAGAAACUGAGUCUGUGACAGGUGCUCCUGAUGUGGUCUUCUUUAAUCAGAAGUGGUGGUGCCGUGCGUUGUUGAGCUGUCUUGGAGUUUGAGCACUCUGAUGGGCUCGUCUUUCACCGGAAAGAAGUGCCACCUUACUCACAUUUGCUUUGCUCACAGUGCCGUGUACUUUCAUCUCGUUAUGUUCACUGAUGCGCCUGUUAGGUUCUCCUUCCCCUCAGCUCACAGAAUGUAGAAGAAAAAAAAAAAGGCAGCAAGCACUCCUUUUAGGCCCACUUUUCUAACCAAUAUUCUGGCAAUACCUGCUGCUCUUGUAUCUUUUCAAUGAAGAGGAAGUUUACCUAGCAAUGUGCCAUUUUUUUUCUUUCGCAACUACAUGUGUCUGCGGGAGGGGCUUUUUGGCAGAAUGUCUGGUCAAGAGAGGCAUUGUAAUUAGCGUUAUUAUUUUUGGUUGCUUUGUUGAAGGUAUUUUGAGACCACUUGGUUGAGCUGUGCAAGUUGGUAUGCAUAAGGCUUUUCUGUUUCCCGUGUUAUAUACUCCAUUUUUGUACCUUUUGUCUCGUAUUGGUCAUGUUUUUUGAGACCUAUACCAAAAAAGAAACGUUCUUGAAGCUUGUACGAGAACUGUCACGUAGUCUAUCGCCCUAAGUUUACGUUGCGCUUUUAGUAUCUUUUUGUUCUCUUCUUCUGCCUUUUCCACACCCUUGUCCAUGAAGAGUCAAUUCAUUACUUUAGGCUAUUAUGAAUGCACGUAACAGAGUAAUGCAGUCAGUUCUUUAACAUACCUUUCCAUAUGAGCAUAUAUUUAUUGCUUACUGAUAUCAGCGAGAAACAUUUUCAAUUUGCUUCAUUAUAUCUGACUAUUCGUUGUAUAGAGGUUGGACAGUACUAGCUGUGGUAUGCCCACUUGUACCACCGUGGUUAACAACCUUUGGAUGCAUCAAAGGCGAAAGAUUUUAAAGGGACACUAAAGGAAAAUAUUAAGUCGAGCUAGAUUGAAUGAUUAGGCUUGUGUGAUAGUGAAUUCAUCAUUCAUAGCAAGAACAGAGCUUUUGUGAGCAAGAAAAUGACAAAAGUGGAAAGUCAGUGUGGCGCCAGCUAUCUUGAACUAUGGUACCUCUCAUGUGAUGUCAGCACUGGCUCAUUCACUGAAAGUCACGUGGAGGUUACGUCAACUCAUCGAUUCAAAUUAAGGAGGAGCAGCGGAACCUUUCGCAACAAUUUUCUACUAAAAAAAAAGACGGUAUAUCGGCACAUAGAAGACAGUGAUGGACUUCUGGACGAAUUAUAUAUCAAUCUAGCUUGACUUGACAUUUUUCUUUUGUAGUCCUUUAACACUCAAGUCAGCUACUCUUCACUGAGAACUCCUUUGGAAGCAUUGCUGCAUAGCAUGGUGGUACGCAUGAAGUGUUUCGUUUGGAUAGGCAUCCACCAAGUUGUCAAACAUCCUCAUACAGUACUGCCCGAUGUUAAAGGGAGCACCUAGCUGGUAGUAAAGCCAACGUAACUCAAAGACCUCUACAUGAUUGAGAGAGAAAAAUGGCCGACAUGACACGUUAAAUUGACAUCUAUGUAUUAAAAGAUAGUUUGUGUACCUUCAAUGACCUAUUGCAGAUGUAAUCAGGGUGUUUCCUUUAAAAAGUGGAGCAUACUGUACAUAAAUGGUCAGCCUGGAAAUGUUUGCACAAGGAGGUGGCAAGAGCACUAGUUCUUAGUGCAAGCAUCUUUUCACCGUUAGUCUUAUUGCCCACGACAACAUUCCAAACUCACCCAGCAAGAAACUUUGCUCAAUGUCAGGCAUCCUGCAUGGUACUCAGUCUUUCUUUUUUUUUUCUUUUUUUCUUGCAGGGCAGUCAGCAUUGCAUAGUAAUAGAAAGGGGUUCAUCACAAACAUCGGUACAGACAUGAGAACUAAAAGAAAUAUAGAUGGUACCGGCGUUUUUUAUUUACUUCUGAACCAUUAAUAAUGAACUGGCUAAGCUCUCGCAACUUCUUUAUCAAGGUUAUGUGGCUGUACAUAAUUUUAAGGAAAGCAUUCUUUUUAAUGCGUCCAAGUGAAUUAAUAAUCUUGAAAAGAUUUACUAGCACAAGGUUCUGGAUGUCAAAAGCAUCUGAUUAAUCUAUCUUUUUCUUUAAUAGCAGCAAAAAACAUCCAAAUUUUCGUACUUGCGAGAGGAAGCAGGUGAAAGUUGUGGUACCGGCCCCAAACUUGAACAUCAAGGAUGAUGAUUAUGGCUUCUUUGAUAUUUUACUUUAGUUGCACUCAUUCUUGACAGCUAAUGUUUUGCUGUUGUGCGACUCCCUGUUCCCUUUUCUUACUGUACUGUAGAUAGAUAGAUUAUUACCUACACGAGUGAAUGUGAUGCUAGAUUUAGGAAAAUCAAAAUCGCCGCUGUACCCAUUUAGCAAUCGUUGCUUUACAUUGUUCCAAUCUAUCUUAGUUGAUAACCUGCUUUAGUCUUUCACAGACUUUUUUUUCUUGACAUACUUUCUACUCUGCCCCCACCUUUACUGUAGGCUAACACAUGUCACCACAUUGUGUGGCACAGGCUGCCUUUAUGUUGGCGCAGCCCAGUUUAUAAAAUGUGCAAGUUAAUAGAUUGCCAUGAACCUGCUUUUGUGUGGUUUCAGAAGAAUGUCAGUGUUGCGGUUUAUAUAAAAUUUAUCCUGGUGCUGAUAUUAUUCUGAAAAUUUACAUGUCAUCUUGUCCUUCUUCGUGAAAAUUGCUCCUUUUAGCUGAAGAUAUGAAGUAACCAUUGCCAAAUACUUGAAUAUGUACGAAGAGAUUCUUAAUCUUGUCCUUAGUGAGCGACAACUUGCGAAUAUAGUAGUGGCAAAUAAACUGCUACCCAGGUUAUACAGAAUUUGUAUAAGUGCAUCAUCCAAUUAUUUUAGCUCAUUGUGAUGACGUCGUGACGGAGGAAAAAUUCUUUCAAUAUUGGCAUUUUUUAGAUACUAUGUUGUGCAAUGAAAAGGCACAGAGGGCCCGACAGGUUCGGCGUAGUUUUGUGGGCAGUACAUGUACUGAAUACUCACAUUGCUGAGCAUAGACCGAUUACACACGUAACCAGUCGAUACACAGUAUGCACACAUACUGGUUAGUACAUGUAAGCGAAGGUGCUAGUUCAAAGGAGGUCAGCAAUUUUUUUCACAUGUGAAUGUAGCUUCAGAGAUUCACCACUGUGUGGGACUCCAUGCUAGGUGCACUGCUGUCUGAUAAAAGUUAUUGAAACGCAGAAAUUAUGAAAGUACGACAUGUUUAAGCAUGUGUAACAUGCACCGCUGGCAUUAAAAGUUUGUAGACACUUGCAUAUGUCACUACUGCAAUACGUUUUAAUUCUCGUAGCUUUCAAUUUUGUGCCCCCAAAGUUAUGCAAAAAUGUUUGUCAUCUAUUGGCCUUCACAUCCCAUUCUCUGUCAAAAUCCAGGGCAUGUGUGAGCUGAAGACCAAAUGUGCAUUAUGACUCGCCAAAACGAGCCUGUGUUGGGCUUGUAUUUAAUGAAAUGUCAGCUCUGUGCUUGUCAACUUAUAAAUCAUUUAUCAUAACCGGUGUUGGCUUAAGCAUGAAGCAGACAAGCAGGGUUACAUUAGUCUCUUUAGUCCACAACCAAUUUUGAUAAACAUAGCUUGGCCUUCAUUGGCUUGCAUGUGUUUGAAAAGCAGGAUUUUCCUGGUCACUGGUUUCACACUGGUCACUAUGGGCUUUGUACUUGCUGUUACCACCUUUCCUAGUCCCACCAUCUUUGCUUCCUAGCUAUGAUAAGGAGGGUAGACAGUGUGGACUGUUUUAUGCAGAGCUUGUGCUGUAAUUCUGUACUGCUUAUUAGAUAGUCCUAGCCCCUGACAUUUGCAUAUUACUGUUACUGUAAUACCAGAGGUGUAAGUGGCAACAUCAGCAUCAGUGGCAAUACUUUGUGACGAAGUGUUGAAGUACAACGUGCUACUAGCAUCAAAGUUGCACCACUCUUUUUGGUGAAAUAAGACACUUUCGUGAAGAUCAUGGCAUUGCCGACUCCUUUACAGCAGCUGAUGAACAGAACAUAGCUGUGCUUUGUGCAAAAGUUCUGUGUGUUCUUACUGACCAGUGUCACGUGAUGUUGCUAUUGCCAACAUUACUGCUUCAGUCUACAUCUCCAUUCUCUAUUGUAGUUCUGUAGCAGUAAUGACAGAGAUUUAGCACAACAGGGAUAGUAGCGUUGAUAAUGAUGUGUUGUGAGGCCGUGACCAUAACACACAUGAAACAUGUUUCAUUGCAUGCUGCCCAUCCUCCAAGACAAAACAUUUUUUAAAUCUUCAUGACAAUCGUCCCUGCUGACAUAUUCAGGAGCACAUCAGUGUAGUACUGUUGGUUGUUGCAAUAAGUACUCUGUGCUCUAGGGUUCAAAGUCGUGUCACAAGAUGGCAUUAUCGGUGCUGCUGUUCGCAUCUACACCUUUCGGUAUUUUUUGUAUGUGCCUGACUUAAACCCCUUCAUUGUGCCACAGCAGUUUGAAUAUGUGCACAUGUUUAGCAUUUUGUAACAGCAACGCGAGGCAACUUUUCAGUGGCAUUAUUAACUAGCUUGUACACUCUAGUUACUAUAGUACUAGUUCAUAUGGAGGCAGCUGGUUAGGCCAAUACUUUCAUGCCUUUGAGUGUUUUGUAAAUAGGCUUUUUGCUGUACUGGGAAGGGGGGGGGGGUACCCUAAAUUUGCACACGAAGCCAUACCCACAGUUCAACAUUGUUUGUGUGGCAGAAUCAGCACCACAUAUUUGUGCACACGUUUGCAGCGUGUUAUCGAAUUGCCUUUCAAAGUGGCUAUGUCCGUUACCUAGAAUAAAGUGAACACACUGCGUUUUCACAUCAUGGUCCCAGCCACAUCACUUUCACUAUGAAUAUAGUUCAGAAGAAACACAUUUGUGCACGGGUAGUUUUUGAGCACGUUAAAAUUUCAGCAACGUUGGGCCCAGCAGUGUCUCGUCUCGAAUAACUUUCCACUCUUACGCUUGGAGAGUUCACGUUCAUGAGUUCGCGUUCACAAGAGACCCAGAAUCUAAAUAAGAUGUCGGCUUCCUGCAUAACUAUUAAUUUCGGAGCAGGAUCAACAAAUGUGGGAUUGAAAGCAAGUCUUAUCCGCUACUGAGCCUGUUAGCUCGAGUUACAAGGUAAACUUCCACAUGCAUUUCAUUUAGCCGAGCAUGCAAUAAAUGUAAUGAGGCUGUACAGUUCAUACUAGCACACGAAUGCCAAUACAGUUUUGAAAGAUAAAUGUGCAAGAAAUUAAUGAAAGUGACAAAUUGGUGCAAAAGCAGGUAUUCUGCUUUCGUGACUGAACAGAAUGUAAGCAUUUUAUUCAAGUGUGCCCUCAUACUUUCUAUGGCCGAAGGGACGUAAAACCAGCAAUGUUGUGCUAAAGAACUUCACGACCGGACGGCAAAAAAUGCAAUGCAGGGUUGCUUUUGAGAGGUGUGAGUUUUCAUAUGAGGAAGCACUUAUGGCAAAGCUGGAUACUUUGUUUACAGCCACCACUAGGAAGCUGCUCACGGCCAUUUUGUCGCCUUUGGUUUCACUGCGAGUGACUUUAGUGAGCCACUCGGCAGAGACCUGUACAUGGUAGCUGCAGCGGCAAGCAAGCAGUGCAAGCAGAUAGCUUUGCUAACACAAUGGAGCGCAGUUAUAAUUCUAUACAAUACUGUACAUAGGAUGCACUCAAAGUCAAUCUGUGUAUGACAAUACUUGAAGUUACUUUCCACCUCUAAAGGGGUAGUUCUUUUUUUACACGGUGAUAUGAUAAUUGUGAUAAUUGUGUGGGAUUUGCUUUUUCAUUGCUGCACUUACUUUCCUGCUGGAAUUUUGAUGCCCAGAAAGUACAACCAGGGCAUUAAUAAAAGCAGUAUGUGUGGCAGCUAUAGAGAUGGCUUGAUUGGCGUAAACGCCCCAAAUGUAUAAAAUAUUCACCUAACACAGGGAAUAUAAAUGGCAUCAUGUCAAUCUGGCCUGGUAAACAUGCUUUUUUUUUUUUGAAAGUCUUAUCAAUGUCAAAUGCAUCUUGAAGUUUGCCCUUCCCCAAAGAAAAGUUUUCCUUGGCCAUUGUUUUUCUUCCAGCUGUGCAAAGCAAUUACUUUAACUCGCCAUUUAAACUACACUCUAAACUUACACCCUUUGGGUUGUACCUUGUCCUCAAACAAUAAUCGUCAGGUGUCUCGCUUCUAUUUCCUUCCUUGAAAAAUUUGCGCUCGCUACUUUCCUGUCAGAAUGCUAUGUUGCACUGAUAACAUGCGUGCCGUUCCUGGCGCGCAGAAGUAAAGAAAGGAAAGGCGCAUUAUUUGGAGAUAGGAUAAACCCCAGAGAGUGGAAACCUUUUCGUAAGCAUGUACGCGAAAGACAAACAUGUGAGCAAAAUUAGUGUACGUCUGCCAAUAAUACAAGAACACACAAAGCAGAAGCGCACUGAGAGUGUGGGGGGGGAGUCACACCUAGUCAUGUAUAGCGCAUGUUCGGGCCAGCUAUAUCCGUGACAAGAGGCAUGUAUGCGCAUAAUGUGCUUCUCGGGUGACAUGGCGUCUCUGAGCAAUGACUGAUGCGUUCUUUUGUUUUUACCAUUUGUCUGAACAUAUUUGUACGAGUGCUCACUUGGGUCCAGUUGGUACGCGUGGAAACUAAAUAGAUUACCUGUGCAUGGGACCGGACGGCAAUCUGCGAGUUGCUUCUUUCUCUUUUUUUAAUUAUUAUUACUAUUCUUUUUUUUAACUGUCUUGUUUCAUCUCACAUGGUGACACUAAUAACCAUGGGCAUUAUUCUUCACUUCAGAUGUUCAUGUCUGCCAUUUGUUAAGCUGUGUUGUAAUGCCAAAGUGAGGUGCAAAGACCAAAAUAUAAACUAAAGAGUGCACUUGCUCAUCAGCGUUCAACAGUAUGUGUGAUACAGCUGUCAUUCAUACACAGAUGCUUAGUUUUGGUGCUAGGGUGCAUUUGGCACCUAGUUAUACUGCAAUCGUACAUUGAAAUUUCGUGUGACAAAUCACAAGAAGCGUUCUAUUUUGUUUUGGCAUGGUAGCACUCUUGUAAGUGAUACGACAGAGAUCAUCGAAGUUUUUUUUUUUUUCAACCAAUGAUUACUUGUCACAUGUGAAUUACAGCCCGACUUGCCAGUAUGUAUAAAGGAGCUCUGUGGCUGAACAAUUUGCCCCUUAGGACACUCUUAUGUUUGCCAUAGAUUCUCAGCAACUAUGGCCAUUUGAAUGCAAACGUGUUGGUGUUUCCUGUCCUCUUGCUUAAGGGAGUGCAUGCUUUUUUAUGUUGAAUUCACAUUGCUAUAUUUUUUUUUCAUGAAAUUAAACAAUCCUUCUGGUUUCUUGUGCAUAACGUGAAAAGUGGGCAGGAAGCAGAGAGUGCAGCUCAACACACACACGAUCUGACAAGCCGAUGCACUAUCUUUUGUUGAACUCGUCCCGAUGCAAAUUUUUUCCAAUUUCUAUGCCAUUUUUUUUUUAAUUUGUGGCGCGAGUUACAUGUGUGUUCUUUGGAUUUUGUCUGCAUCUAAGAAAGGAUGCACACUUUGUGUCAAUUUUGUUCGAAAAAGGCUGCCGUCAGGCUGUCACGUGCAUUCAACAUCGUUUUUCUUCCUUCUUGUGCACAAGCAAAGUCACUGUAUGCAGAAGCAUUUAUAGCGGCUGGUGUUGCAGACGCAUUACUUUUUCUGUCCCAUUUAAUUACGUGGAUUUAGCAAAUUUGUGUCAUCGCUGGUAGAAGAGGUUUGUCCUUUUACAGUGCACUUGUUAGUAGCCUAUGCGGAUUCUACGCUACUGAAAUGUUUGUCUGGAAAGUGGUUGAAUGCCUAUACUAAAGGAUGUCCGGAAAGCCAGUUGCGAUUUAAAACUUUUUAGUUUAUAAAACAGCAAGCCAAUCUUGCCACAACCAAUUCUAUGCCGGAGUAAAGUAACAAUGCCAUUCCAACUCUAUUCCUGUUCCAUGUUUUAUCAGUGGUCCGAGCGGCACCAGGAUUGGCUUGUCAUGAGCAGCAGUUGACAUCAAAAGGAAUAGAAUUGAGCUAAAUGUAGCCUUGCGCUAUACUGGCCCUAUUUUACAUAACGAAUAGCAUUUUAACAGUGCAUUAAACUACUGCAUCCACCGCUGUGUUGACAACAGGUGUGUACAGAUGCUUUUACAGCAACUACAGAUUUCUGUGGACUCUCCAUCAGAACGUUCACAAGGGCAUGCAAGAUUUGUGGCUAUGGAUGAUCGAAAGAAAGUCUUGACUCAAUAAAUUUGUUGCUUCAGCCAGCGCCGACCAGGAAAAGUCAUGCGGCAUGGAAAUUCAGGAUUGGGGCAGUUUUGAGCUUACAAAAAUUUGAAAUUGACUUUCUGGGCAUCCUGUAGCGCGGCGACUCUGAUGUACCAAAGAUGUAUGGACAGGCAUGACUGGUUGUAAUGUAUUGUCCACGUAAUUGUACGUGCAGCAGUAGCAGCAGCCAUCAUUUGUCAUUGCGAAAAAGCAUGCUCUUUAUUUUGUCGAGAGCACAAUAAACUCUGUGAUUCAAACCAA